AUGGCUCAACAGUACGGAGCUCGAUGCUCGUUGUGCGAUUUAGACGCGAUAAAACCGUUAUUGAGUAUUUUAUUGUUCAAGAAAAACGUCAUUCUUCGGUAUUUAGCCGCGGACACGUUACGUAACCUUGCACACUUGAAGAGGGGCAGAAAACUUAUUCGUUUAAGAGGUGGAAUCGACAUCCUGGUACGUAUAUACCACAGAAUUACGAAAAAUAUUUUUAAUAUUAUUAUCUUUUUUAAAACAUUAUAUUGAUCACAAAAUUACGCUUAUAAGGUGCACACGAUGGACACGUCAAAAGACAUACUAUCUAUUCCUGCUGCUGAAUUGAUUUCGAGAGACAGAAAGAUUGUGCGUCUCGUGAAGACUUGUUCCAGCAUUCUGAAUUUUUUAUGCAGAUCCUUGAAAAGUCAAGAAGCAUUAUGGUAAUUUAUAUUUUAUAGAUUUUAACAGUUUUAUAAUUAAGGGGGUUAGAGGGGAGAAGGGAUCUGAUUUUGUUUUUAAACACGAAGCCCGAAAUACAAGGUUAUAAAUACAGUAAAAUUUGGUUAAGAAUAUCAAGGGACCAGCAUAAGAGAGUGUCUUAAGCAAGGAAAGCGUCUUAUGCGGCAAUUGAAAAACAAUUGUUAAAAUGUCGAGUUUAUUUAUACAUUUGUAUUAUUAACCAUAUUUAUUAUUACUAUUAUUAUCAUUAUUAUUAUUCACUUUAUAAUGUAUAUUAUUUCAUUUUUAUCACUACCUACACGAACCUAAAGGUAUAAAUAUUGGCUAAAGAGCUGCACUACACUAAAGCGCUUUUUUCAUGAUACAUUUAAUCGUACGACAGGUUGCAUAACUUUGUUUGAUACGAUCUCACAAAUGAUUAUCGUAACGUGAUUGUUAUCACACAAUAUGACGCUUCUACCAAAAUGAUGAAUUGUAUAACUUAUAGUACAAUAAGUCGUUUAAAUGCGUGUGACAAUUCGCGUACUGCAAGUUCGUAUAACUAGUUCAUACAGUUGGUGUACGAUUAAUUGUAUCGUGUAUCGGACGCUUAAACCAUAAACACUCGUUAUUUCAGAACACGAUAAAGUAAAAAUAAAACGAUAAAUAUGGCUAGUACUCGUAUAAUGGUUACACUAUCGCCCAAAUACUAUAUAUAUAUAUAUAUAUAUUUAUCGUCAACUGCUGAUCAAAAGAGCGUCUUAUCCGAUUAUACAUAGAAAAGCCGAGCAUCUGAUGACUGAUCAGUUGGUUUUUACAUUAAUUAAUACGGGAAAUGUCUAGGCUCGAGUUUACUGUACUUGCACAGAUGAAAAAAAUAAAUGCAUCAGGAAUUAUUUUUCACGUCCACAUCCUCAAUAAUAGAAAAAUAGUAUGAUAAUCCUAUUAGAACUGUAUUUUUGGAGACCAUUGAAUUGGCUCCCGAUAUUAGGUGAAGUACUUCAUCGAACAUUGUAUUGGCUCCCAAUACAAUUUUGAACAAGCGGUUCUUAUAAUAUAAAGUGAUUCUAUAAAUAUAAAAGUGGAAAAAUUACGAGCGUUUAAUAUUUUUAGCGACGCAGUGCCAAAAAACUGCUAAGAAUUAUCUAAUCUUUAAUCCGAAAACGCAUUAAACAGUCACAACCAUCGUAAUUAUAAAGUUUAACAACUAAUUUCACUGGUAUCGUUAAACGCAGUACUCGUAGUUCAUCGCAAUUCAUCGCAGCUCGGUGCAAUUUGUUCACAAUUUGUACCUCUAUAGUUAUGUAUAAAAAUGUGUAGUGAAAUGGGAGAAUUUACCAUAAACCUCUCCAAAAUGCAUUAAAACACUUCAAAUGUCAAUUACCUGAAUUUUGGCUCAUUCAAUAGCUCCGGUGUAACCAAGAUUAUUUACCCCCGUUAAAUUUUACCUCCUCCCCUUGGUAAAUAUUCCCUGGUCAAAUUUUACCGGGGAUAAAUAUUCUUAUAUAUAAUAUAGUGAUAUUUUACCCCUAGAAUAUUUUACCAGGGUAGGUAAAAUUUCACGCGGUAAAUAAUGGCGGGUACACAAAACAAAUAUUUUUAACCUUCAUCGACAAUAUUAAUCGUAAUAUUAUGAUAUAAUAGUACCUAAAUAUGUAUGUUCAGGAAUUCCGGAUUUAUAAAUCUCCUGCCACAACUGCUGAACACGAGUAAUGGUGAAAUACAAAUAUCCGUUAUGAGUUCUGUAGCAGAAUGUUGUCGAUCGAGGCCGAACGUUGUAAGUAACAAAAUGGCCGAACUGUGCAAAGUGGCUUUGAAGGACUUGAUGCAAUUGCCAAGAAUUAUUGGGUUUAUGCUCGGUAAUUACCCCGAACUCGCUGGGAAAUCGGCUGAAAUUCUCCUCGGCAUGGUAGACGAUGAUCCUAGCAUAUACGACGUACUGUUGAAAAACGAAGGCGUUCAAGUCGUAUGCAAAGCUCUUCAGAAGUUUUAGUAAAUAUAUGUUGGUUUACACGAUGUAUACACUUUUUUGGGAAUAUUUGAAAUACGAUGUUGCGGGAAAAUGAAAUGUUAUAUGAUUAACUAUAUAAUUCAUUCAAAACCUUAUUUAUCAAUAAUAAUUAUUUGAUUAUACCGCCUAUAAUAGUUGUAAUACGACUGAUACUAGAGUGCCCUAUAGAUACGGACACAGGGGGGUGUUUUGGAUGCUCAAACACCCCCCGAAAUAUUUAGUUUAACCUAAUCUAACCUUUCAUAUGUUUAUUAAAAAAAAAGGUUCUAGUUUUCGAUAACUGAUUUUAAAAUACACCUCCCAAAACUUUUUUCUACGUAUGUCUCUGCUGCCCUAUAAUUUUACUAAAUCUGGAUGCUUUUACCACCAUAAUAAAUCUCUGGAAUCGUUUUGAUAUUAUUUAUACUUAAACGAAUAAAAAUAUAAAGUUUUUAAUGUAUAUGUUAACCUUUUAAUAGUAACGAAGAAGAGGCGCUGGCAUCGAUCAUACGUUUGCUGUGGAAAAUGUCACUCGAUGUAAAAUGUAGACAAGCCAUCGAACGGCAGGGCGUUAUAAAUGAUUUGCUGCAACUGUUAUCGUAUAAAUCGGAUGAACGGCAAAUAGGUACAAUCCGAGACGAUCUGAUCAACCAGGUGAUCGGUUAUUCGGCCGGUACACUGUGCGAACUAUGGAAAUGCGAGUCUUUGCGUUCCCAGUUAAAAUACGACGCUAUACCGAAAUGUUUAGAAUUACUCAAGUCAAGCUUGGACAGCCUGGUAUUGACUCACGUGUGUAACGCUUUGGCCAAGGGGUCUACCGAUUCAGAUUGCAUGGAUAUGAUAAAUGAGGCAAAUGGAUUUCGAUUUGUUGUCGUGCUACUGCCAUCUUUGGAAGUGUACGAGUUCGAUAAAUACGACGAUUUUUACAAACCCGAAACGAUUAUCGCAGCCGCCGAAUGUCUGACCAUGAUGAUCGUCAAUAAUCCGGUUAAAAUAAUAAUUUCAUAUAGUCACUAUCUGCUAUUUUUUUAUCUAUUUAUAAUAUGUACUAGCUAUCCAUCGCCCCGUCGUUAUCCGUGCUAUUUUUUUUUAAUAUUUACUUUUAUUUCCGUUUUGCUUUGUCCGUAUAAGUAUAUUGAACUAAAAAAAAAAGAGCUCAUACUGGAGAUGGGAUCGACCACUGUUGUCAGUGAGAAGUAGAGAAGGUAGGAUACAUAAGGUUAUUUCAUUUAUAUCUGUAAGCAACGAUAAACCAUUGUUUAACGAAAAACGAUAUAUAAUUUGAAGUAUCGUAUUUCUUUUUUUUUUUUUUUUGAAAUUUUCGUUUAAAUUUGAUUUCAAAACGCUUUUUAGUUUUGGCAAUAAUACCGUAAGAAAUUAAAUCAAAAAGGCAACAAAAAAAUGUGUAUUGUGAUUUUUCGAUUAAAUCAUUUUUCUGGUAGAAAUGUUGUUCGUGUUUUUAUAAAAUAAUGAAAUCGUGAAUUGAACGUUUUCCUACGUUUUUUUCAUCCGUAUUACCAUAGAUACCUGCACAAAACAGGGAUUAAACUAUGUAUCUACUAUAAUAACUCUAAAUUAUGAUUGCAUAAUAGUACUGUAGUUUUAAUUUUUUUAUCAAAGAUACAAAGAUUCAGAGAUAACGUUUUAGUGUUUUUACUUUUCACUUACCAAUCCAGUACAGUGCAUAGUUUUGUUUUUUUUUUCAUUCAUAUUACCAAGGUAGCCCAUUUUAUUUCAAUCCAAUAAAAGACCAGCAGAUAAUUAGAUAGACUCUUUAUUUUAAGUUGGUAUAGUUGUUAUGGCAUUUUAGAUUCUGGGUCUAGCGAAGAAUAUAUUGGAUUAACAAAGAUGUUUAUUAUAUUUUUUACGUGAAGACUUUUUCUUUCAGAAAGUUUAGUCCAAAUAUCAAGUAUAGCUCUUUUUUUGAAAGAAAAUGUUUUAUGGGUGGUACUUUGAAGGGCUCAUUUUUUAAAAUUCUCAUUAAUGUUCAAGAUAAUCAGGAAAAUCUAAAAAAAAAAUUAAAAAUAAGAUUGUUAUUGGCCAACGUUUUCAUUUAUUUUUUGUUAUUAUUAUUUUAAAUCUUUUUUUUAAACAAUCAUUAUUUUCAUAGAAACGUACAAUGUUGUUAUAAUUUUACCACAAUAUGACAUAUAUAUUGUCGAAAAGGCAACAUUAUCAACUGAACUCCGCUCAAAUUCGUUUUUUCGUUAGCAAUGAUCGUUGCUUACAGGUAUACAUUAAAUUCCCGUGGGUAUACUAUCAUGCCAACUUCCCUCCUACAUCAGCUAGUGGCUCCAUUCACGUGCGAAAUAUAUCUGUCAUUUUUAUUUCUGUUUUUUUUUUUCAUUUAAUCCGUGAUGGUCUAGAAUUCUACAAAGAUAAUUUAAUUUUUCUACCAAAAAUACCUAAAAUCCUUUGAUCCCCUAUUUUAUCUCCUUCAAGUUUUAUUUUCACGACCAAAAUUAGCCCAUAUUUUUCUUCAAGGUCACAUCUAUCUCUAUACCAAAUUCAUCAAAAUCCGUUCAGUAGUUUUUGUUUGAAAGAGUAAUAAACAUCCAUAAAUCCUCACAAAGUUCACAUUUAUAAUAUUAGUAGGAUAUUAUAUUUAUACAUGAUGUAAUUAGGAUCAAGAUAACUAUUACAAGGGAAUGUUCGACGCACUCUGUGAUUUGGCGGAUUUGUUGACUCAUAAAAACUUAGAUAUCGUAGCGGCAGCUUGUCGACUCGUCGAGGUAGCUGCCACUCCGUUUGAAUACAAUAUACACGUUAUGGCUGGAGCAGGAGCUAUAGAGAAUUUAGCUAAUCUUAUAUCUACGGUAAUGAUGUUAAAAUUUACGAAAAAAUCGAUGACAAAUCGAAUUCUGUUGUAUAGGAGCACACAAAAUUACGGGCCAAUCUUUGUAGAGCUAUGGGUAAAUGUUGUAGCGGAGGCUCGACCGCGCAUAUUUUGGGUUGCAAAAACGUUUUGGAACAGCUAUUAACGUACACUAAAUCCAAACAUCAAAUCGUUCGAGAUAACGUUCCUCUGGCACUUAGUGGAAUAUCUGAAGACCCACUGAAUUGUGUGAAAAUCGAAUCGCUAGGAUUUCUUCCGGUAACAUAAUAUUGUUCUUAUAACUAUUAUUAUUUUCAAUAAAAAAUCCAAUGGUACAAAUUCGUGUACAACUGAUACUUUACAGUUUCUGAAACAAGCCAUUACAUCGGAAAAUCGUGAAACAGCUCAAGCUGCGGCUGCUUGUAUUAGAAACGUCAGAAAGGUGUGCACAGCUAUCGGCCAACAUCAAGAACACAAAGUAUAA
Molecule: messenger RNA, 5712 nt
Organism: Cinara cedri
Lineage: Eukaryota; Metazoa; Arthropoda; Insecta; Hemiptera; Aphididae
Source: the annotation of a GenBank genome assembly